AUGAGACAGGAGACUUGCUCCCAAGAGGAUAGGAUGCUCGGCGUCGGCUCCCAGCGCACGGUGCGCUGGCCCCUGGCCACCUCCUCCUUGGUGGGCAGUGCUUGUGCCAUCUCUUUCUGGGAGUCCGGAGACAUGAUCCGGGGUCUCUGCAGUGGGGAUGCCCGGCGUGCCCUGUGCUGGACGCUCUUCCUCUGUCCCAUGGCCUGGCCUUGCCACGCGCGGUGGGCUUGGGGCCCCAAGGUCAAGAACUUCCAGCGCACUUCUGGCACGGACCUAGAGGAGCUGGUGGGCCAGCCGAUGCAAGUACGACAGGUUGCACCUCAAGUGACUGGCAACUUCUUGGCUUUCCCAGACCAGCAUGUGGGGCCGGACCCGAGCUUCCAGCAGCCGGAGCUGUGCGGAAAAGACCUCGGCACUUGCGAGACGCUGGAGGGCUGCGUGGGGGCCAUGACAUCCGAGGUGGACAUCGCGGUGUGGGAUCGCCACAGCAAGUCACUGCGGGCCCUGGCCGUGCCACGAAGGGCCAUGUUUUCGAUGCCCUACCACAGAGCAACUGGCAUGGUAACUCUGCAGAGGAAUUGGAUACCUCUCUGCGCACAGCACCUGGACCUCUCACACGGCCCCAGGGCACAGUACCUGGGAAGCCUUGGGACGGUGUGGACGACCCAGGAGUGCUUAGAGCUUCUGCUGGACCAUCCCAAGGCCAACUAUGCGGUGUGGCUCAGGGCGCAGGACCAUGUGCUGCACAUCUUCGAUGUGACCCCGAAGCUCAAGGCCAAGGCGUUGCGCUUCUACAAGCAGCCGGGAGUCCUCAGCUUUCGGUCCACGGCUCAGGCAUACAGGGGCCCUGAGGCCAUCUGUCUCAAUGAAAUGGAUCCGUAA
Symbiodinium natans is the source of this 882-nucleotide messenger RNA. NCBI's taxonomy places the organism in Eukaryota, Dinophyceae, Suessiales, Symbiodiniaceae. The record is from the annotation of a GenBank genome assembly.